GGAAAUUUUAGUCGCCAUAUUUGUUUUCUGUUGAAAGUGUAGUGAGAGUGCGAAAAAAUCUGCAUAUACUUUCUACGUGUGUUAUAUAAGGAGAUUGACAGUGUAAUCAACAAAUGCUGCAGGAAACAUAAUUUGAGAAUUUACAGUCGAAGAACGAUUUCUGUGUCGAAGACAUAGUACGUCAACUAUUUCAAGAGAAGACAACCUCAAGCCCGAUCAGUGAACACGACCAGCUGACGAUAGUAUGGCCGUUGUACCGAUCUAUAAUUUUUGAUAUGGUUUUACAUUUGUCCGAACCCAUCUCAAGGAUCAACAAUUUUUAGCCAAAAGUAAUCGGGGAAAAUAUGUAAGAAAUAAUGACCAGCUAGUACAUAUUUCACCAGUUUUGGACUGUUUUGUUUUUGAUUUUUUUUUAUUUUGCAAAUAUAAAUAUAAUUAUGAGUACAUGACUGUGGCAAAAUAAGUGAGCGAGGAUUAUCCUCUUAGGAUAAGUGCCACGGCAUUUGUCUUUGCGUGGUAUGGUUGAUAACAUUUGAAGUUUAUUGAUUGGUGAGUGUUGAAAUCCCCGAGUGCGUGUGUUGUUUACAAAACUGAUCACAUUGUGCAAGUGCCUUAAAGGUUGGAACUUUCAUGAAAUAUUUGGAAGUGCAUCGUAGAAUAAAGAGAGGGUUUGCCGAUUAUUGUGGACUCAGUUUACAUCAAAGACCAUUCAUCAUGAUGAUGUGAUGGCAGCACAUAACGCUCCAAAGCACGACUUUGCACCAGCCUGGCUCAAGAUUCCAUCACAGGAGAAUCCUAAGCCAGCGGGGUCUAAAACAAUUGAGAGUGAUAAAUCUGCAAGACUACGUCCAAAUUAUUACAAUAGACAUCCCAACUACGCAGAACUUCAUCGACAAAACUCAUUUGAAAACUACUAUGAUGGUAAAAGACGCGGCCCCCCUAGACACCACUCUGUAGAUGACGAAUACUACCCCUACCCUCCCUAUGGCCAUUAUGGGUAUUACAAUGGCUAUAACAUGCACUACAAUUCCAAUCCAUCCAUAUUCAGGUCACCCCCAAACCGGGACGCCAAAUAUCCCCAGCACCCCAACAUGCGAUAUAAUCAGAUGAAUGGUGCCUAUCCAGGAUACUAUGAUCUCUAUGCUGGUCCAUUUGAUUACUAUGGAGAACAGCCAUUCUUUAGUAGUUAUCCCAGCAACAGAAACUCCAAGAAAAAUCAUUAUGAAAAAGAAGGAAGGUCAAAUUCUAAGGAGGGAAAGGAAAAAGAUAACAGUGAGAGGUCAAAGAUGAAGGAAGAUGAUGACGGAGAAAAACCCACAUUUCAGGAAGAUUUUCCCUCACUUAAUGGGGAUGAAAAUAGUGAGAAAACCAGCAAAACGUCAAAUGGUGGAAGUGUAUGGGAACAUCCUCCGCAUGGGAAAAACAGUGCUUCUAAAUUUGGAGAGCGUGGACCAUCAUCUAACAUUUAUAAAUCAUUAGUGCCAAAUAAGCUCCAGGGUUCUGUGAAUAGAAAACCAAAGGAGAAUGUCCGCUUUAAUGGGGGAUUUCCAAGUAGCAGCAAACCACUCACCCCUCCUGGAAUGAACCCGAGUAAAGAGGGAUCACAGCAGUCUCCAACUCCUCCCAUGGAGAUUCUGAAUACCCGCCUUGUCACGCAGCCCAGGAAUCUCGGGGACAAGAAAAGUGAAUUUCUACGAGCUCUGCGACGAGAAAAUUCAGGGUAUUCACCAGAUGAUACACAAAGAGCUGGAAGAAAGGGUGAGGGCUUGGACACCAUUACAAAUGGCAUCAGCGGACUAGAAAUGAGUGACAACCAAGAGAAUUUCCUGUCUAGUUCUUUGGAGGCUGAGCAAAGGUUGCUGAAGGAAAUGGGAUGGACUGAGAGUGAUGAAGAGGAUUAUGUGAUUACUGAAGAUGAGAAAAAAGAGUUUCAGGACAGAUGCUCAAAACAGACCACAAUUCAGAAGAAUAGUGGCAGAUUACAGAAAGCCCUCAGCCCAAAGCAUGUUCCAAUAUAUCAGCCCAAUGUUCUGGAACUCAAUGACACUAUCUCCUCAUCAGAUUCUGACACGGACGACAACGCAUGAUAACAGAUCCUUCCAGCUCAUCAUCAUUUCACAUAUCUAGUUGUGCCACAAAUCAUGCACUGGGUGCAUCGUCUGCUAGACUGUCUCUGCUAGUCCAGUGAAUUAUCUACCUUUGGAGGAUUUUUUUUCUGUAGAUAAAAACUAAAACAAGCUGCAUUUGCUAUUAUAGCAAGGUUAUUAUCUUUUAUCAUUGAUUUAUAUUACCCACAUGAAAGGGUUCAUUUGCUAAGACAGAAAAAAAAUGAUUAAAUUGAUUUGAAGAGUAGUAUCAAUUGUUUCUUUGAUUUGGUGGGGUCUUAUAGAGCUCAGUUAUGAUAAAAAAAUUGUAUUUCUUGAGCAUAUCAUUUAUAGUUGAAUCUAAUUGGUUACAGUUUUGUAUGAUAUUUUCGGUCAUUGGCUCAUUCUUUUGGAAUGUGUAGCAAGUUUUGGGAUAAAGUAUUAAAAUAUAUCUAAUGAUUAUGUUUGGCUUUUGUACAAUGCAUAUUCCAAUUAUUUUAAACCUUGCUUUUCAUAUGUAAAUAUAUAUAUGUACGUGGAGUUUUCUUUUUCAAACUUUCACAUGUAUUUUUGUGUACACAAUAAGAGAAAAUCUUGCAGAAUUUCUAAAAAAAAAUAUUUUAAGAUAACUUCUAAGUCAAAAGGAUUUCAUUAUCACUUUGCUCAAAUACAUAUAUAAAAGCACAUUGAUUAUAAUUUUGCAUGAAUUGUCACAGUGAUUGUUUUCAGCUUUAAGAGGUACUGAAAAUGUAAUCAGUGAGUGCUCAAAUUAUACAAAUUCAUAUGUACACUGUAUUUUGCAUGAUGUAAAAAAUUGAAAAUGUUUAGAUGAAAAAGAUGUAUUUUAAUUGUAUGAUUUAUUGAAAUUUGUGAAAAGGAAGAAGUGUGUCCCCUUUGAAAUGUGGCUGAAAGGAUUAUUAUCAAAAAAAAAAUUUAGUGUUUGAAAAUACUAUUCUUCUCCUACAAAUUGCAAUUAUUAAAAAUAAAUGUGAUGAUAAAGGUUUUCUAUUCUUCGACCCCAUGAAGAAUUGUAAAUUAAUGUGAUUGACUUCAUUGAGCAAGAAUUGUAAUCGUUAAAGUCACAAAUUAUUUUAAUGACGUGUGAAAUAGUACAAGUGGUAUAUUUCUCUGAAAUGGUUGGGAGGUUUGUGUACCAUGCUGAUAUUGCAUACAGGAGACAGAACUUUAUAAGAGACAGAAACAGUACAAUACAUGUUAGUGGUCAACAGCUAGGCCUUAAGCAUUAGUUCUUUUUUACCAGGGUCCUUGUAAUUUAUGUGUGGAGUAAGUUUUUCCCCAGAGUUGUUUGUGUAAAGACUUCAUAGAGUUUAAUAAUUGUUACUUCUGCAUAUCUGAUUGUUAAAGUUUUGAAAGAAAGAUUAUUUUUGUAGCAAAACAUUGUUAGAAGGAGUAGUAAGAUGACUCUUAUUCAGUUUAUUGAAAUGGCAAAAGUUUCAGAAUUUUGUAGAAGUUUGGAUUUUAUACAGCUGGAAAGGUACAACCACAGUAUUAAUGUAUAUAUUUUAUCUUUACCAUGGUAGAUGAAUGCAAUAUUUAAUGAACUGAAAAUAUUCUUUCAUACAUUUGCAGAAUAUGGCAGCAGUAUAUGAUUUGGAAAAAAACCCCACACAAUUCACAGGUUAAAAUAAAAACGGUCUUUAAUUUUCUUUGAAUGCACAUAUCCCAAGCAGAAAAUUGAGUAAUUUCCAUUUAUUUGAAGAAAAUAGUUAUUUAUUUGAAUGUUUUUCUUUAAUAUGUGAAAAGCUUGAAAUUUAGACAGAAAUAUUCUUAAUUGGGAAAGAUUUUGUCAUAAGUGCACAACUUUAUCUUAAUUUUUUUACCUUAAAAUUUGUAGUACCCUGUUGAGUCUAUAGUUAUUUUUUUAACAGAUCAAUUGUGUAGUAUCUGUAUUUCAUAAAAUAACUGACUUUUUUCCCAACCAGAAAUAGUAAAGUUUUGAAUUUAAGUAUGACCUCACCAAAUAAGAUAUAAAAUGCUAUGCAAGUGAUAGGGCAUUGAUAAUUUAGCAAGUGUUGUUUAAUUCCAUGAGUAAUUUUUUAAUACUUAUUUGAAAAUCACUUCAGAUUUGCAAUGAAACACUCGAUAAUACCAUGUUUUAAGUUCUAAAGGUAUGGGGCAACUAUAAAUUGUAUGAUGGCUGUUACAGUGAUUGUUAUGUUUUUGUUCAGAAUGGAAUCACUUCCAUAUUAACAAUAAUUGAAGUUUUUGAUACUAUCAGAGAGUUUCAAUAUUUUCUACCCUAAGUCGGCUGGGAACGUUUUUGAUGGCUGAAUCAUGUAUAAAAUUCUUAAGAUGUCUAAAAUUUCUUUUGAAGCACAUUUCUAUGUAUUCUUGUUGGGUACCUCUUAAUUCCCAUAUGCAUAACCAUUUGAUUUUUUUUUUCACUGACCAGUUUCUGUUAGUUACUGCUGACCUGAGUUCUUUGUGACAUGAUAUCUUUAAUGUUUCCUUUUUUUUAAGUACUUCCUAACGUGUUACUGGAAUACUGUAAUGCAGUGAACACCUGAACCAAUAUUCAUCAGAAGUUUCAGGUGCCCAUGUGUUUUGGAAUAUUUUGUGAAAUUGAUUGAUAAAUACUAAUUAAAAAAUGUCACCUGAUUAGUAUUUCAUAUUGGACCAAAAGUCAACCUUGUCAUAACAACUAUCUGCUUAGCACAAAUGUUUUGUUUUCCGGAACUAAAGUAUACAAGCUAGAGAUCUGAAGCUAUAUUAUUCCGUUUUGUUUCUUCUUACUUCUGUUUUUAAAAAUAUUAGUUGAUCAGUUCAAGACCAUGUCAGUGUGGUACAGAAAUUGAAUGAUUUUGUAUAUUUUGAGCGUUGAUUGAUGGUUGGAUUUAAUUGGUUCAUUUAGUUUUAAUAUUUUUAACAAUAGGGUUAAAUCCUUUUGUAAUAAAAUCACAUUUUUCUGUGGGACAUCCCUUGGCCAAGAGCCGGAGCAUUUUCUUUACUACCCAUUAACAGACACUUUGUACAUCCAGUUGAAAGAUGUUUAUACAGGUUUUAUUUUUGCUUCACUGCAGCUAUUUCGUAUGGAAAUAAAAGACUGCAAUUUGCA
Molecule: messenger RNA, 5160 nt
Organism: Saccostrea echinata
Lineage: Eukaryota; Metazoa; Mollusca; Bivalvia; Ostreida; Ostreidae
Product: vasculin-like protein 1
Exons: 13
Coding region: 726-2087 (453 amino acids)
Biological process (GO): DNA-templated transcription; positive regulation of DNA-templated transcription
Cellular component (GO): nucleus
Molecular function (GO): DNA binding; RNA binding
Source: RefSeq, a predicted model, not a curated record